Kalmanozyma brasiliensis GHG001 is the source of this 1548-nucleotide messenger RNA. RefSeq names its product RlpA-like double-psi beta-barrel domain protein. Lineage: Eukaryota; Fungi; Basidiomycota; Ustilaginomycetes; Ustilaginales. The record is from RefSeq and is a predicted model, not a curated record. The coding region runs from base 1 to 1548 and encodes 515 amino acids. The transcript has a single exon.
AUGCGAACUACCCCUGCUCUGGCGCUCAUCGCCACGUUCCUCGCUUCGUCGGCUGUAGACGUCCUCGCCUCGCCUCAAGCUGGUCUUGGGCACGCGCCAGCCAAUGCUCGCGGAAGCUGCUCUCUUGCUGGACAGCACCCCGACAGCGACGCUGGAUCGUCUCCGGUCACCACCAAACAUACGCACCACCAACACCACCACCAUCAUCACCACAAGAAGAUGCACAAGAAAAAGGUCAAGGGACAAUGCGCUGUCGAUCCCAAGGGCCAAGAGUCGUACGGACAGCCUCCUCAGAGUGGCGGCUCCAAGAACGCUGACGCGCCUCCUGCCACAGGCACUGACGCUCCUAGUCGUGGUAGCGGCGGCCAAGUCUCUCCUGGCAACGGCUCUCAGAAAGGAAAUGCUCCACCAGGUGACUCGAGCUCCGGCUCUGGUGCUGGCACGAAGCCAGAGGGCUACACGGGUGGUUCGCAGCCCGGCACGAGCUCUGGUAGUGCUUCUGGCGACAAGCCAUCGACCGACGACAACAGUCCUACAGGGUACUCGAGCCCCAGCGCUGGUUCUGGCACGAAGCCGGACGGCUAUGCGAGCGGUCCGCAGCCGGGCGCGAGCUCUGGCAGUGCUUUCGAUCACGGAUCGUAUGGCAAGGCACCUCGUCAAGGUCAAGGAAGCGCCGGCCCUGCACCUGUAGGCUACAGCCCCAGCUCGGGCAAGUACAAGGGCGCUCAAGGCACCGGUCUGCUCUGCAAAGGUGUGCGCUCCACCACCGUGCUCACUCCCACCAGCUCGGUUCAGCCCUCGUGGUUCAGCCCGGAUCUGAUCCACCACGGUCCCGGCACGCAAUUCGGCGGUCCCGGCCUGUGGCAAGGCGGAGCAUGCAUGCUCGACAGCCUGCCUCACACCAACCUCCCCUCGAUCGCAAUGGACCAGUCGUUCUUCCAAGACGGUCUGGCAUGCGGCACUUGCGUCGAGAUCGGCCCAACCUCCGCAUCCCAGUUCAGCAACAGUGCGGUGUGGACCGUCGAGAAACCCCGCCGAGGCACGCUGCCGGCGGGCAAAAAGACCGUAGCGAUCGUCUCGGACCUCUGCCCGGGCGUCAACCAAUGCUUCUCCGGACUCGACAUGCACCUUGAUGCCUGGAACAGCGUCACGAGCAAUGCCGACGGCAGCAAGCUCCCCGUCAACUGGCGGUUCGUCAACUGCAAAGAUGCCUUCGAGGGCAGCGGGAUUGAGAAGCUCCAGGUGCACUGGCGCGAAGGGUGCAACCCGGGCUUCUUCCAGGUCCAGAUCCGCGGUAGCCACGAGGCCGUGGUCAAGGUCGAGAUGCGCUGGAGUGGACAGGGGUGGAAGGAGGCUAGCCAUGUGGAUGCCAGCUGGUGGAAGUGGGAUCUGGGCGGUGCUGCUGGUUUCGAUCAGGCCAAGACGGGCGUCAUGUUCAGAAUCACGGAUUGGCAGGGCCAGACUAUCGCUUCGGAGAUCAGCACGCUGAUGGGAACGGAUCUCUUCUUCGAUGCUAACUUUGAUAGCGUUGCCUCAGAUCAGUACUAA